AUGAACAUUUAUAUAAUAUCAGUCUUGCUACUAGUUGCAACUACUAAGAGUGACUGUUCAAAAACAAUCACAAUUUUGUCCGAUUUCCAAAAUAACGACGAUGUAGAGUUCUUCAAAAAUGUGUACCCUUGGAUUACUGAGAACAUUGGACCGUACUUAAAAGCUAAAUAUUACUUUAGCCACGUCGAUGAGGCAACUGCACUCAGGUACUGUGCUCUCAGACAAUUAAAAUAUCCAGUAGACCAAGCGUCAUUCCUUCAGUGCAACACUGAAAAUUCCUUCUACAACUGUAGUAGAGAUUACUAUCUCAACGAAAAGAAAUUCAGAAAAUGUAUGAAAAAGAAAGUUCACAAGUAUGAAAAAGAGGCUUGGAAAACGUUCUCAAAAUACCGCCCGGGCAACACUCCUUUUAUCAUUCUGCCGAACGGUCAGACAUUAGAAAACGAAAGUCCUAGAAAAGUUUUGGAAUAUAUUUGUGAAGCGUUGUUUAAAAGAAAGAGAUUGCCAAGGGGAUGCAUGAACCCUACACCUGAGCCCACAACAACCACUACAUCUACGACAACUACAACAACACCAAAACCAACAACAACAGAAAAAUCUACGACCACCGAAACAACUACAACAACACAGACGCCUACUACAACAGAAAGAUCAACGACAACCGAAACGACUACAACAACACAGAAGCCUACUACAACAGAAAGACCAACGACAACUGAAGCGACUACAACAACACAGAAGCCUACUACAACAGAAAGACCAACGACAACUGAAACGACUACAACAACACAGAAGCCUACUACAACAGAAAGACCAACGACAACUGAAGCGACUACAACAACACAGAAGCCUACUACAACAGAAAGACCAACGACAACUGAAACGACUACAACAACACAGAAGCCUACUACAACAGAAAGACCAACGACAACUGAAACGACUACAACAACACAGAAGCCUACUACAACAGAAAGACCAACGACAACUGAAACGACUACAACAACACAGAAGCCUACUACAACAGAUGGUCCAACGACUACUAUGAAACCUACAACAACGUCACCACCUACAACUGAAAAGCCUAUCACAACUCAAAGGCCAAGUACAACUGAUAAACUUACUACAACCGAAAAGCCUAUUACAACAAUCAAAACUACUACGACAUCCAAUCCUAGUACAACUGAAGCUACAACAGGAAAGCCAACUACAACCGAAAAGACCGCGACAAAGGAACAAUCUACAACAGAAAAGAUUACAGUGACCGACGAGGUAAUUCCUAGUGAGAAGUCUACUACAAAAAAUAUUUCUACGACUGCCAACAAAUCGACAAUCAGUUACCUGACUACUGAUGAAGACUAUACCAAUGAAACUACAACGAAAUCAUUAUCAUCUUCGAGGCAAAGAUAUUUUGACGUCAUUUCGUUCGUUUAA
This is a messenger RNA of Leptosia nina, 1431 nucleotides long. The record is from the annotation of a GenBank genome assembly. NCBI's taxonomy places the organism in Eukaryota, Metazoa, Arthropoda, Insecta, Lepidoptera, Pieridae.